This is a messenger RNA of Amoebophrya sp. A25, 5717 nucleotides long. The record is from the annotation of a GenBank genome assembly. Lineage: Eukaryota; Dinophyceae; Syndiniales; Amoebophryaceae.
GUUGAAACCUGCCUCGAUUUUCUGAAAUUUAAUUUGUAUCUUACUGCUAGAAGCAGCACCAUGUUGUUCUAGCACGGGAUGCAAGCCUUGAGCUCAGAUGUAUUGAGAUUUUUUUAAUUAAUUGCAGAUGAGAAGGCAAAACUGCAUGCACGCCGCAUGCUCGCCUAAGGAGACGAAGAACUAGAGUAGUAGGUGGGAGACGCUUGCAGUUGCAGGUACAACCACAAUCGCCACGUCCAAGCUCCAAUAUACGAGCAAAUAUUAGUCUGAGUUCUCAUCUGCCAAGGAACCAGCGCCAAGAACAGGAAUAAGCGCAGGAACUGCGUGUUCAGGCGAUCAGGCUGCGCCAGUCAUGUCCGAAAGCUCGAGAUCUAUGGUCGAGUCAAAAUGGACCUUUUUCUAGACUAGUCGACGUCAUCAGCUCCGGUUCUGCUGUUUCCGAGGUGCAGGUCCGCUUCAUGGGAGCCAAUGCGCAUCAGCUUCUCAGCUCCAUGCCGGACGAGACUUCUAUCAUCCGCAUUGUUUUGAAAACAGGCAUAUUCGUUUUUCUACACGGUUACGUCCGCUAGGCUCGGACCACCGCGCAUCGCCACUUGAUUGAUUGAUUGCAGUCUCUUGUUCGCCUAUCGCAAGAAAUACGAGCUCGCCCUGUACCGUGCACUUUGUGCUGUAAUAAUCCAGAGAUGUUGGAAAGAAUAGUAUGCAGGUGCCGCUUCGCGUUGUGGAUGGUGCUGGCUGCACCCAGGGUCUCGGUGUCAGGCGCGCCGCCCGUGCUGCGCAUCUUCGAAGGUUCCCCAGACGAACAAGAGCCUUCACUUACGAGCGAGGGUCACAAUGGACGCCCUCCCUUCAGAGAACAGUAACUAGAUUGUCAGAUAGUUCUUGCGCAGUAUUCGUAUUGUUUCUUAAGUGACUACGCACAGUUGCAUUCUUUGGGGGAUAAGGCUCUGUUGAUAAGCAUUAAUAUGCAGCAUUUAGUGAUAGUUAGAGACCUCAAGCGAUCUGUUCAAAAGUUAGUUGUGUCGAUACAAAAAUUCUCAGGGAAAAAAGCCCCACGGACAUGCUUUUAGCCCGAGAAAUCGAGGGCCUGGGCAUAGCCGGGGAGCAGCAGCCAAAACGACUCCGGACUGGGCUGUCGCCCACAGAAUCGGCAGCCGAGAGGGCAGCACUGCAUAACCGGACGCGGGCAGGAUCAGACGUUGAGCUGGCGCCGAUGGGCGGGAUCAUGCUGGUUCUGUAUUCCGGAGGCGUGCUCGACGGUGCGACAAAUAAUGAGGGAAACACGUCUCUAGCGGCGCGAGCACAUGCAGCUUUCCAGCCAUGUCCUGCGCCAGUCGCUAAUAGUACUGCAGUAACAUUCAUCACAACCCCGACCACCGGCAUUAGUGCACCUGGUGUUUCAACAGGAGAUGCAGCGGGCAGGCCGGGGGGUCCUCAUUUUCUGAGGAACAACGAACAUGUGCUGAUGUUAGCCCCGGACGUGAACUUCUCAGAAAAUGGUUGUAAUCUAGCGAGUACGCCAAUGGACCACGGUGGCUGUGCCCAUGCUGGUGGUGGUGUGACCACAUUCGUAAAUUCAACGACUACUGCUCCAGUGAUUGCAUCAGGCUGCGCGCCCUUGCAUGCUUCCUCGACAGCGUACUUAGACGCGGCAAAAAGAGGCGCAGGAAUAAUACCUACAUCAGGCGACGGCAAUCAUCGUGGCCUCUCAACGCAAAAUCAUGGAGGCGGCAGUUCUGGCGGCUUUCGGCUUCCUCCUGCACAUUCCUCGAAUGCUCCUGGGAACAGUGUGGCCAGAGGGUCCCGUCAGAGACCUCCGAUACCGCGGCCUGGCCCUGGCUUCGCUCCUGCCGCACGAGAGGCAGCAACGGCCCAGCAGACGGGUGGUAGGCCACCGCAACCGCCGACCCGCCUUUCCUCGGCCACAGACUGGAGUGCCGGACAAACGCAAGGAUCCAGAAAUGCUUGCAACGAGUGCUCUCGGAAUGCAGGGCAGGGCUACAAUCUCCCACCGCUGGACCCUCGCUGCGCCCCUUGCAGAGGCAAUACAGUUCCAGUAUUGUCUUCUGGCUCAUCUUCUACCUCUUCUACCCGAGGCAACAGGAACGCGGGCGGGCGCUCGGCGCCGUAUCAAACGAAUGUACCGACAGCACCUGGAGGAGCAUUACCAGAGCAACAAGAAUCUCUGGGGCCGAGGCGUGACGAAAGGAGGCAGAGCUGGUCCCACAGACGGAUGCUCUCACAAUCCGGGAGUAGCAGAAGUAAUCUGAGCUUGAUGGGGGAGCAGCAUACACAGCGUUCGGUGGGAAGCCCAGAGGCUGUCGAGAUCAGCCCUGCCAGCGUUGACGACGCCUUCAACCUAGACAGGUUACCGGACAUGCUGCCUUCCGAUACGUAUGAACCGCCCUACCAGGGGACGCACCACCGAUAUCUUAGAGAUGGCUUCCCGAAUCUCCCGUCGAGCGCUCAUUCUGAAGUAGGAAGCCCCGCGAACACGCCGGUGCGAGACCCCACAAAUGCAAUGAUCUUGCUCAAAAACGCACUCGGACGAAACGUUCCUGACAACGUUGUGAAUACUCAUUCUCCGUUUCCCCGACAACCAUGUGCUGCAGGUAAAGACAAAGACCGUGGUCACUAACUACUUAUACUAGGAAUUAUAGAUAACUUUUACUUAUCAAUCUUUCUCGCUAGUCGCUCUUGUUACCAUAAUAGCAGAUUUCUGUUUUUGAAUUACUACCACUUGUAUUUCUCUUGCAGAUAUCAAGUUCUAUACCUUCACCUCGUCUUGCGUCGGUGCACGAGCAUCUGCCACGCUUCGACUCAUGACAUCCCACUAUUCCCAAUCACACCUCCAGAUGAAGCCUCGGUCAUGAAAGGGAUUUGGCAAAAAGGGAUGGGGUCUGAAUCUCUACAUGGAGUCAGCGUAAGCCAGGUUUCGACGGCAUAUAAUAGCCCGGCCCACGAUCCACGCGGACGACAAUCAGUACUGCUUUCUGUAUAAAAAGAAUAGAUGAGAGAUUAGGAGUUCGAAGACGUCGCAUGUUGCUUUCCAAGAGAAGACAACAGCCGGGCACCGCUGGCCAUGCAAUCUCAUUUGCUCGUAUUUCUAGUUCGAUGAAUUUUCUUAUCACAAGAAAUGAUAACCCUUUUAUUUUCACCAGAUGCUGUUAGACGUCGAGCCAGAGCAGCUGUUUCCUCGUCGUGUACUCUGCCGCGGAAGUUCGAAACCAGCUGGCAGAUCCGGCACCGAAACGGAAUUCCAGACUUUCGAGCAGUUUGAGGCCACACUCAAUCGCAGAUUCGCGCGUACUCUUCAGGCGGGCGAAAUAGCAGAAAAUACGAUGCGCAACGAUCUUCUGGCGCGCAGGUACUCAAUGUUUGUAAAAAAAUGAUAAUGAUAAUAUUCACUUUUUUCUUGUCAGCUCGUCGUUAGUAGGGAAUAUCUGUGAAAUAGCCCCUUGUCCAACUUUUAGUAACGAAACUCCAAACUAAUUUUUGACGAAGACGAUUGAUUCAAGGUGGUUCAUCAAUGGCCUUUACCUGGAAAUAUCUAUGCAACCAAAACACCAGUCAUGUUUCACGAAAAGUGCCACCUAUUCGUCACUGCGCAACUUGAAAACACUUCACCAUUAUUACUUUACAGUAAGCAAGAGAAGCCCCUCAUCCUGGAUUUCGAUUUAGUGGAUUUAUUCAAACGUUUUGUGGUCCUAGUGAAUGUGCCGAUGAGCCCUGGACUGUGGCAGAGUGUGCGAAAUAUGGCAACGAUAAUGAACAAGUACGGCUACGCGAACGAGGCGGAUGUCAUAAGUACCAUUCGUCUUCUGAAUUUACGACCGGCUCUUAUUGCGUGUUCAGGGGAUUAGAAGAGACAGAUGAAAAGUAUCACUUCACUAGAUUUCACUGUUGGCCCAUAAAUGAGACGAGCUAGUACCACAUGACCACUAUAUCGCCCCAUGAUAAUAUUAUAGGUAUGCUCGCGUACGCGUCCUGGUAUUUUUCGAGACUUCGGGCACUGGAUCCGGACGAUGCGCCUAUUCCCUACGCAGACUUCGUUGAAGACGGCGGUAAGAGAAUACCCGAAGAGCAUAGGGAGUAUGUUAGGGAGAAACGAGCAGAACGCUACAAAAACUGUGAUGGUCACUUCGCGCCAACCGCUGCUGAAACAAACAAGAUGAUCGCUAUCUUGUACAUCCCACCUUUUUUCUAAUCCGUUGAGUGCAUUUCUUGAGAAAGCGUCCUGAGCAUGUUGUUGAACGAGUCGAUCAAGUAUAGAGGCAAUCUGAAAAAGCAACCUGCUACGCUAGAAAUGUAAAGUUGAAGUGGUACCUAUUUGAUUGAGGUCAUAUUACGGAGAUAGCAGUAUCUAAGUUUUGACACCUGCAAGAACUCUCUUAAACCCCAGGUUGCAGCUUGCGCAUCUGAUCAUCUACGACCAACAUCCGACACCGGACACAUGGCGCUACUAUUUGGUGUUAUGACAUGGAACAUGACAUAAGAAGAAAUAAUUUACCCUACCCGUCAUUAAAUAAGACUCUGUGUUGAAGGAGAACAAGUCCGGACAAUCCUCUAUCAAUUACAAUUACUUUGGAAGCAUCGACUAUGUAGUUUGUCUCCGCUGCAUAGCUUCUUCCUCUCCUUCUAGACUGUGGCCCAACUUCAUAUUCUCCUUGGAUCGGCAAGAAGGACCCUGCACAACCUGGCAUGACAACAAGAGAGGUGAAAACGUAUUCGCCCUACUCGAAAAAACACUUUGAUGAAACCUGCAGAUGGAUACUACGAAAACUGGAAUACCGAUUAAUGUUAAGGCCGCAUGAUGAAAUCAGUAGAUGUAGAAGAGCUACGAAAUAGUAUUCGUAUACGCCAACACCUAUGGGAGAUGAAUUGAUGUUUAGGCGAACGCUUAAACCACUAGGCUCAAUACAAGUUACCACUUGUGAGUAAUAGCAUAUCACUAAGUAGUUUGUCAUUAGAGCUAAAGGAUUGUUUAGCUUCUAACGCAAGACCACGAUCAGUUCUGGACGCGGUAUCACUUGUUGUCGGGCAGGAACCCUGCAACGACAUGGAAUGGGCCCCUAAGUCCGAGAGCAUGGGAGGAGAACGUUCCUGUGGGGGAGCCAGACGAUUUUUAUGAUUACCACUGUCCUUAUGACAGUAGGAAAGGCAUCUCCGAUCCCAUCUGGAAGAAGAAAAAGGCCUCCAGGUGAUCUUUGAGACGCAUUUCCUUCAUUUCAAAUGUCCGCAGAACGGCGAAGCAGGUAGUGGAGAUGUUGAUGCAGGCUUGCAAGAUCAAGGAGAGGAGCGCCAAUUCGAAAUUGUAAUGGUCGAGCACUAGCAGACACUGAAUCAACACGUCGGAGUACCCGAAGAAAUUUAACCGGUUAAUUUUCCCCCCUUCUAUCUCUCUUCAUCAAAUUUAUCACGGUCAAGCACUUAUUGUAGCUCUCUGCUGCAGGUGGCGAAGGAGGCUGGCUGACACUUAUGCUACAAAAGCAGUUAUACUCCAUGAAUCGGUGGACUAGCACUGGGGGAGAAGGGGCGCACUAGUAACAAGGUUCAAAUUCACAUAAUAGCCGUGAACGCAGAGUCAUCUAGUCGUCCUGACUGAAAACAAAUGAUAUGAUUGGAUACCUGGCGUACAACUACAACUUGUUUUCGACCUGGGUAACGCUCGUGGUCCAUUUUUUAUAACGCAGUCGAGUUUGGUUUCAGGUAAGCUC